Molecule: messenger RNA, 1295 nt
Organism: Lolium rigidum
Lineage: Eukaryota; Viridiplantae; Streptophyta; Magnoliopsida; Poales; Poaceae
Product: glutathione S-transferase TCHQD-like
Exons: 3
Coding region: 261-1058 (265 amino acids)
Molecular function (GO): glutathione transferase activity
Source: RefSeq, a predicted model, not a curated record
CGCGUCGACCGAAGCACAAGAGCGACAGAGCGAGAAAGUUCCGACGACAGCCAAAAAUAGCUUUUGAUUUGAUACAGUUCACUUCAAGCAUCCGGCGACGGCGAGGACGAAUCAACAACAACACCGCCCCACUUCUCCAACCAGACCCUCCUCGCACGGUUGCGCGCCGAGAAGAAUCUCUCGCGAAGCCUCUCCGGCAUCUCCGUCACCACUUCCCACCGCCGCCGCCCGCGACCCCUCGUCCGCGUCGUUCGUCAGCAAUGCAGCUGUAUCACCACCCGUAUUCGCUGGACAGUCAGAAAGUACGGAUAGCACUGGAGGAGAAGGGUAUUGACUACACCUCGUAUCAUGUCAAUCCGCUAACUGGGAAAAACAUGAAUGUCGCCUUCUUCCGCAUGAACCCUUCAGCCAAGCUUCCCGUCUUCCAAAAUGGUGCUCAUGUCAUUUUCCGCGCCAUCGAUAUCAUCCAGUACAUAGACAGACUUGCGGUGCACUUAAGCGGUGAAAUCCAACCUGAGAAUACCGAAGUUCACCACUGGAUGCGGAAAGUUGAUGGCUGGAACCCUAAGAUGUUCACACUCACUCACACCCCAGUAAAGUACCGCGCGUUUGUCUCCAAGUUCAUUCGCCGGGUGCUGAUCGCUCGGAUGACGGAGGCCCCAGAUCUAGCUAGCAUGUACCACGUCAAGCUCCGCGACGCUUACGAGACCGAAGACAGGCUCAAGGACCCUGACACUGUUUUGCAAUGUGAGGAAGAGCUGAGCAAACUCCUGGAUGAUGUUGAGGCGCAGCUCAACGAGACCAAAUAUCUCGCUGGCGAUGAUUUCUCGCCGGCUGAUUCAAUGUUCAUUCCCAUCCUUGCACGCAUAACCCUUCUCGAUCUACACGAGGAAUACAUCAGCUGCAGGCCCAGGGUCCUGGAGUACCACACGUUGGUGAAGCAGCGGCACAGCUACAAGGUUGUGAUUGGGAAGUACUUCAACGGGUGGAAGAAGUACCGCACUCUCCUCAAGACCUCCUUCUUCCUUUGUGUUCGAACCUUGUUCGGGAAAUACUAGGUUAUUCAGUGUUUCGUAGCCAGUCAAUGCUGAAUCAGUGUGUACAGUGAGUUUAGGAUGAAUAUAUGACCAGUAUACCUUCAUGUGUUAUUUUUUUCUCCAAAGGCCUGGCUGAUAGUUCCCAGAUGUUUUGUUUUCCUUACAUUUCUCUGCUCCAAUGUCGCCGUGUACAAUCUACAGAAUCUAGAUGAUCUCUUACAGAAUAAUAGGCUUAUAUAUAAAGUUUGGGUUUUCUAA